Molecule: messenger RNA, 1794 nt
Organism: Boleophthalmus pectinirostris (great blue-spotted mudskipper)
Lineage: Eukaryota; Metazoa; Chordata; Actinopteri; Gobiiformes; Gobiidae
Gene: ier2b
Product: immediate early response 2b
Exons: 1
Coding region: 132-629 (165 amino acids)
Source: RefSeq, a predicted model, not a curated record
CGCUCCUGCCGCGCUCACUCCACACCGCGCGUCACCGCACACACGUCUCCGCGGCUCCUCUGACGACAAACGCGGCGUCUGAACGAGUGUCUAAAAAAAGAAAAGAAAAGAAAAGUGGUGAAAAGUGAAAGAUGGAGCUGAACGCAGAAGCCCGGCGCAUCCUCGCGGUGUCCAUCAGUAAACUGUACGCGUCCCGGAGCCAGCGCGGCGGCCUCAGGCUUCACCGGAGCCUCCUCGUGUCGCUCGUCAUGAAGUCCGCCCGGGACAUCUACCACUCCACGGCCGCGCUGGUGGAGAGAGCCGCCGCCACCGCCGCCGCGUCCCCGAGCACCGAGGAGGCGAUGGAGGCGAUGGACACGGCGGAGAAACGAGAAAAACAACCCGAGAUGAUCACGGACAACACCGAGGACAAGGAGAACCAGAGCCCCGCCGCCAAACGACCCAGGAAGCGGCCGGGGAAAGUCUCCGCGGUGCCGGACUUCCUCCCCGAGAAGAGGGCGAGACUGGAGCCCGGGGAGGAGCGUCACGAAGCGGCGGCGCAGGGGCAGAGCCUGUGCCGGAGCUCCGUGGUGCCGGAGACUCUGAGCGCGCUGCCGCUGCUCCACCACCGGGUCAUCCCCGCGUUCUGAGCGGAUUUACGCGCAGUUUAAGAUCCAAACGUGACUGAAAGAGUAAAAAACCCGGUGUCCUCCGUCCACGCUGACCGGAAACACAGCGGCUGUUCGUGGGAUCAGCUGCGGGGCCGGUCCGAGAGACGAGCUGCCCCCCGGCCGGAGCGCACUCCAGCCCGGCCUCUGGGAGCGCGGAGCCCCCGGGGAGAAGGCGCGGGGACCGGAGCCAAAGAACAUGGCGGCGCGAGAGAAAAAGAAGAACAACAAAAAAAAAGUUUAAGGAGGAAGAAGAAACUUUUUUUUUUUUUUUUUUUGGAGGCGCUGACUCUGUCUUAGUUUCGCGGUGAUUCACGUCUGAAACCGUGACUCCCGCUGAGUCACGGCGCGUGUCGUAACGCGGACUUACGUUCACAAAAACAGACUUUGGCACCGGUGAUUACGAACUGGACUCGUGUGCGUAAAAGUGCCCGGAUACGCACGAAACGUCAACGAUUUUCCAACGAUUUUCGACGUUUCACACGAUCUUGAGUUGAUCAUGACGAGUUUAAAUGUUGUUUUUCUGCACUAUUGUUUGUCAGACUUUUAAAAAUCCCGCUUUUACGCUUCAAAAAAACAACAACAACAACAUUCUGCUGUUUUUAUUUAAACCAAAACUCGACUUAAAAUGUACCGAGGCUCGAAUUUGUCCUGUAGAAAUGAAAUGUUGCUGUUUUAAAACGCUGCUUUACUCAGUUGUCAUGUCGGUUUUUCGGUUUCUCGGUUUAUCGACGUGGCUUCGGCGGAAUCGAAGCGCGUGUUUUUGCGGGACUUUUUCAUGUCGGACUUGUUUGUGACGAUCGUGAGAGUUUGGGGGAAGUUGGUGAACUCCGGAGGAACUGGUCCGUCCGCUGUUUCCUGGUUACUUGCGGCGAAGAGCCAAAUGACUCGAGGCGACGGCUCAUGAGUCACGCGUGCGGGAAUCGAACCCGCAACCUCACGACAAACCGAGGCCGCGGGGGGAUUCCGGGUCGUCGAGCCGGGACCUGGAUCCCGGUCCGGACCCUGGACUCUGGACUCUGUUGGUGCUGGAAAAGUGUGUGUCAAAUCUCAAAUACCUCCAAUUCAAAGCUGCUAUUUUUAAAUGUGUGUAAAUAUUUAAAUGUUGUAAAGUUUUGUAAUAAACAAAUGUGAAGUUUUUAUAAAA